AUGACAAUGACUGUCCUUGGUCGGGUCAUUCUGACAAUCGGCCGCCGCGUCUACCUGUGCGCCAAAACCGCUCACUCGAUGGUGGGGGUGGAGGUAGUGGUGCGGGAGAUCAGGGUAGUGGUGGGGGUAGUGUUCGUGCUCUCCGUGGUAACCGUGAUGGUGACCAUGGUGGUGGUGGUGGUGAGGGUAGUGGUGCUCGUGAUAGUGACCGGGGUGCUCAUCGUGAUGGUGGUGACCCUCGUAACCCUCGUGGCCAUAUUUUAUCCUGUCCCGGAGCUACCUCCACCUCCGCGCCGAAGCUGCGCACCCGAUGGGGGUGGAGGUAAUGGUGGGGGAGACCCGGGUAGUGCUGGUCAUGGUGUUCGUGCCCACUAUGGCUCGAUAGGGGUGGGCAGUGGUCGCGACACCGGGCGCCGGGAUGUGACCGACGACGACGAGAUUGACUACAUUUUAGGCGGACUUAUGAGGGAUGGCGACCCGAACCGGCCCUGGCCUGAGUCCGAGUCGGGACUCAAGUUUGAGAUAUGCGAGAAAUAUUUAGCAAAUUGGAUGGAUGUUUUGGAAUACGUGUUAACAAAGUACCCUGAUCACUCGGAACUACAUACAGUCAUGCGCGUAAUGAUCAGCGAGGCACUUCGGAUCAGGCAUAUUAGCUGUUUCACCAGCACUGUUCACACGAGUAAACUAUUAAAAUUUCACAAAGAAGUUAAUAGUAAAGCCGAUACAAUUAAGGGACUCCGGGAACAAGCGAUUAACGUGUUUACACUGGCCGCUCAGCCCACUGGUAAUAAUUUUACCUUGGAUGAUAUUUUCUGUUUUCACAUGUGGUUUGCCCGGGAACGGGACUCCCUGCUGCCGUCCGAUACACAAAAAUACCAAAACUCGCUGAAAGAGAAAUCCCAGAAAUCAUUGAGCAAGUACUUUUUGAAAGUGGUCGGCCAUAACAUACCCAAUGAGUGCGAUUUUGCCAAAUUGCGUACAAACGCGCCCACAAUCACCACUGAAUCCAAGCGCCAGUCCAUGGGUUUGGCGCUCAUUGAGGCCUUUGCCAAUCAAUUAAAAUCAUGAUUAAAAUAUUAAAUUACUUUUAUUUAUAUAAAUUGAAAUAAAUC
Medioppia subpectinata is the source of this 1112-nucleotide messenger RNA. The record is from the annotation of a GenBank genome assembly. NCBI's taxonomy places the organism in Eukaryota, Metazoa, Arthropoda, Arachnida, Sarcoptiformes, Oppiidae.